AUGGCUGUCUCUAGAUUAUCCGCCUGCGUAGCUAUGGCUGCGGCUGCUGCGUCCUUGCCCACGAUCGCCAACCGCGCCUACGCCGACUCUCCAUUUCGCUUCUCGCCUUUCUCUUCUUCUCAAGCUUCUCAGGAGGAUAAGUCUUCUGAUGACAAAUCAGACGCUAAACCCGCUGUUGAGGAGCCGAGUAAGUCUGGAUUUGAUGCUGAAGCAUUGGAGAGAGGUGCUAAAGCUCUCCGGGAGAUCAAUAGUUCUCCUAAUGCUAAACAGGUUUUUGAGCUGAUGAAAAAGCAGGAACAAGCGCGUCUUGCUGAGUUGGCCGCUGAAAAGGCCCAUUACGAAGUCAUUCAAUCUCAAGCUGAUAUAGAGAGACAAAGGAAAUUGGCUGAAGAACAAAGAAAUCUUAUCCAACAGCAAGCACAGGCAAAGGCACAGAUACUGCGCUAUGAAGAUGAGUUGGCCAGAAAAAGAAUGCAGACUGAUCACGAAGCACAAAGGCGACAUAAUGUUGAGUUAGUUGGAAUGCAAGAACAAUCAUCUAUAAGAAAAGAACAAGCAAGACAAGUAACUGAGGAGCAGAUACAGGCACAACAACGGCAGACCGAGAAAGAGAGAGCUGAAAUUGAGCGGGAAACCAUACGAGUGAAGGCUAUGGCAGAGGCUGAGGGUCGUGCACAUGAAGCAAAGCUGACUGAAGAUCAUAAUCGCAGAAUGCUGAUGGAACGAAUUAGUGGCGAGAAAGAAAAAUGGCUCGCUGCAAUUAACACGACAUUUAGUCAUAUUGAAGGGGGUGUUAGGAUUUUACUGACUGAUCGCAAUAAGUUGGUUUUGGCUGUUGGUGGAGCUACUGCGUUAGCUGCGGGAGUUUACACUACCAGGGAAGGUGCUAGAGUUAUCUGGGGUUAUGUUAAUAGGUUAUUGGGGCAGCCGUCACUCAUUAGAGAAUCCUCUGUUGCAAGAUUUCCAGGUUCCAAGAUAAUACCCUGGGUAAAGAACAAAGCUGUUGCAUUUUCUACAGGAGCUGGGGCUGCAGCCCUCGCUGAAAAUAAAAAUAAUCUUGGGAAUAUUGUCCUCCAUCCUUUACUAAAAAGGAGGAUUGAACAACUUGCUAGAGCUACUGCAAACACCAAAGCUCAUGAGGCACCCUUCCGUAAUAUGCUAUUUUAUGGACCUCCUGGGACCGGUAAAACUAUGGUUGCAAAAGAGAUUGCUCGAAAAUCAGGUUUGGAUUAUGCCAUGAUGACUGGAGGAGAUGUUGCACCUUUGGGCCCACAAGCUGUUACAAAAAUACACCAAAUAUUUGACUGGGCUAAAAAUUCAAGGAAAGGCUUACUGCUUUUCAUCGACGAGGCAGAUGCUUUUCUCUGCGAGCGCAAUAGUACACGGAUGAGUGAAGCUCAGCGAAGUGCUCUAAAUGCAUUGCUGUUCCGAACUGGUGAUCAGUCAAGAGACAUAGUUCUUGUACUUGCAACAAACAGACCAGGCGAUCUCGACAGUGCCGUGACCGACCGAAUGGAUGAAGUAAUUGAGUUCCCACUGCCUGGUGAGGAAGAGCGCUUCAAACUACUUAAGCUGUAUCUAAACAAGUACCUAAGCAAUCAAAAUAAGGCCACAUCCCAACAACUGUUUUCCUUCAAGAAAAGCCCCCAACAAAUAAUCAUAAGAGACAUAACUGAUGACGUGCUCCAAGAAGCAGCCCAAAAAACUGAAGGAUUCUCCGGUCGUGAGAUUGCAAAGCUGAUGGCCAGCGUUCAAGCAGCUGUCUAUGGUCGGCCAGACUGUGUUUUGGACUCCACAUUGUUAACAGAAAUUGUUGAUUAUAAGGUAACGGAGCAUCACCAAAGAUUAAAGCUUGCUGCUGAAGGUGGUCACCCAGCUUAGCUGAGGAAUUUGUUUUUUGUAAUAUCGCUUUGAGGGAAGAGAUGUAGUUUUGUGUUGAGUCUUCAUAGAGCCAACCUUUUACCUUAUUUUUAACCCAUUAUUUUCCUUGCAUACAAACUCUACAAAAAUUCUGUAGUUGAAAUAUUCAUUCACUUUACCCUCAGUUCAUGGGUUAAAGACACAAAAUUAGGAAUCUGGGUCAAUGGGCUUCCAGGCCCAAGGCCCAUUGAAGUUUGAUUCGAUUUACAAUUGUUCUUCGACAAUAAAGAUUCUUAAUUUAUCCAUAGAAUCAUCGAAGCUA
Benincasa hispida (wax gourd) is the source of this 2182-nucleotide messenger RNA. Its product is annotated as AAA-type ATPase family protein. The record is from RefSeq and is a predicted model, not a curated record. Gene Ontology annotation, cellular component: mitochondrion. NCBI's taxonomy places the organism in Eukaryota, Viridiplantae, Streptophyta, Magnoliopsida, Cucurbitales, Cucurbitaceae. Gene Ontology annotation, biological process: mitochondrion organization. Gene Ontology annotation, molecular function: ATP hydrolysis activity; ATP binding; zinc ion binding.